UAAAUAGCAGUACACAAAGAAUCAAAGAUAUGGACUUUGGUUUGAGUGCAUUAGGAUAAAAUAGUCUAGGCCUAAUUAAAAUCUAAUAGAAACGAAAGAUAUUUUGCACCCCUCAUGAUGGAUGAGAUGAAUGUGUGAGUGUUUCCAGAUCUUUCCUGAAUUUCCAAAAUGAGGCUUUUAUCUGGGCAGUCUUCUGCCUACAUCACCUACACCAAGCAUGCAUUCCUACCUAUCAGGUGCACCCAGGUUUUGAGGCUCAGGCCUGCAACCUUUGUUUUAUGCCAGAGAAACCUCGAUGCUAAAUAUAACUCUAAACCAAACUGGAAUACCAAACAUAUUUCUACAUUAAGUUUACCGUCAGAAAAAUUAGCCUCUCAGCAUUUAAAAAAAUGUGUACUUGGAACUCAACACAAUAAAAAUUCAACAGGCAGUAAUGAAAAUAUAAAAGGGUUUUACAGAAACAUUUCUCUAGCUUUAAUAACAGGAUGGAUUGCUUAUCAAACCUACAGAAGUGAUAGAACAAGACGGAAGUUUUUCAAGUUUGUGACAACUGCCACUUGUGACACUACCCCUGACAACUGUGACAACACAAGUGCCAUUGACAGCUUCAAGUCCAAAAGUCACAAGCCUGUCAAACAACGCAAGAAAUGUGGGUCCCAUAAAACUAAGGUCUCUCUCUCUGAGGCAAUAGACAAAGCCAGGGAACUUUGUAUAAGGAGGAAGGAUGAAGUAGGCAGCCCUGGAAUUGUGAUUUGUGUGAGUGUAGAUGGCAGACAGGUUUAUGCUGAGGGUUUUGGUUACGCUGACCUAGAAAACCACACCCCCAUGCGACCGUCCUCCAUGCUGCGUAUCGCCAGCAUCAGCAAGUCUGUGACUGCGGCCAUCAUGGCGCGCCUGUGUGACCAGAACCUUCUAGACCUGGACAAGCCUGUCCAGCACUACGUCCCAGAGUUCCCUGUUAAAGAGUUCAUGGGAGAGAAGGUUGAAAUAACAGUCAGACAACUGUUGAACCACACUUCAGGGAUACGGAGCUAUAAGACCUCCAAGGACCCAGUUGCUGCCCUUGAUAAGCCAAUACACAAUUUGAUUGAGACGUUCAACACAGCAGCCACAAUGCCCUUCUAUGUUGCUGGGCCAGAAAGGAAGGCAACUACCAAAAGCACUGCAUCCAAUAUUGAAGAUAGGAACGAUAUCACUAUAGAUGUGGGUGGUAAGGAUGUUUAUCAGGCAGACGGCAAGGAGUUUUACCUGACAGAGAGAUAUGCCAGCACUAAAGACGCCUUGAACCUGUUCAAAGAUGACCCACUUGUUUCCAAGCCAGGGGCCAGAUACCUGUACAGCACGUUGUCCUACACCCUGCUGGCCGCUGUGGUGGAGUCUGUGACCAAGAAGCCCUUCACGGAGACGGUCACGGAGACACUGAGGACCCUGGGGCUAGGGGACACCUGCCUGGACACCCAUGAGGCCAUUGUUUACAACCGAGCAAGGUCCUAUGUAAAAACCAAGAAAGGUCGUGUGAUGAAUGCGCCGUAUGUUGACCUGUCCUACAAAUGGGCAGGUGGGGGGCUGUUGUCCACUGUCGAAGAUGUGGUCAAGUUUGGCAACAUUCUUCUAUACUCUGCCCAGCACAAGAAGAAAGACUCAGGAGUGCGUGGUUUCCUUAAGUCUUCUACAGUCUGGAAGUUCUGGGCGCCAGAGGUCAAAACUGGGAAAGAUUCCGCUUACGGGCUGGGGUUUGAAGUCCACCCUAAAAGGGAAAGUUUUGGGAUGUGCGGACAACAUACCUUUGGUGUAGGUCAUACAGGUGGCGCUGUUGGUGUCAGCAGUGCUUUGUUUAUCCUCCCAAGAGAAUCUUUCACUUCCAAGAAAGGUCUCAAACCAAAGGACAACUCUCAAAAACAGGGUGAUGCGGCCCCUUGUGGCUUAACCAACCAAUCGAAAUCUGGCUCUAAUCAAGCUGUAGAUUUCAGCCAAUCACAGCUGUGUAAACAAACAACCAGUAAGAAGGGGGUAAACAAGAGGGCCGUACCUCCACAGGGUGUGGUUGUGGCAAUCAUCAUCAACAUGAUUGAUGUCUCCGUCAACGACGUCGCCCAGCAGAUUGCACGUAUGUUUGCGGAUGUUGAUGUAUCUCAUUAAUUUGUAUGUUUGCGGAUGUUGAUGUAUCUCAUUAAUUUGUAUGUUUGCGGAUGUUGAUGUAUCUCAUUAAUUUGUAUGUUUGAGGAUGUUGAUGUAUCUAAUUAAUUUGUAUGUUUGCGGAUGUUGAUGUAUCUCAUUAAUUUGUAUGUUUGCGGAUGUUGAUGUAUCUCAUUAAUUUGUAUGUUUGCGGAUGUUGAUGUAUCUCAUUAAUUUGUAUGUUUGAGGAUGUUGAUGUAUCUAAUUAAUUUGUAUGUUUGCGGAUGUUAAUGUAUCUAAUUAAUUUGUAUGUUUGCGGAUGUUGAUGUAUCUCAUUAAUUUGUAUGUUUGAGGAUGUUGAUGUAUCUAAUUAAUUUGUAUGUUUGCGGAUGUUAAUGUAUCUAAUUAAUUUGUAUGUUUGAGGAUGUUGAUGUAUCUAAUUAAUUUGUAUGUUUGCGGAUGUUAAUGUAUCUAAUUAAUUUGUAUGUUUGCGGAUGUUGAUGUAUCUCAUUAAUUUGUAUGUUUGAGGAUGUUGAUGUAUCUAAUUAAUUUGUAUGUUUGCGGAUGUUAAUGUAUCUAAUUAAUUUGUAUGUUUGAGGAUGUUGAUGUAUCUAAUUAAUUUGUAUGUUUGCGGAUGUUAAUGUAUCUAAUUAAUUUGUAUGUUUGCGGAUGUUGAUGUAUCUCAUUAAUUUGUCAUGGAAGAAAGUAAAUUAAUUUUUCAUAAGUUAAAUAAAAUGUAAUAAAUUAACUAGUUGGAU
Molecule: messenger RNA, 2873 nt
Organism: Physella acuta
Lineage: Eukaryota; Metazoa; Mollusca; Gastropoda; Physidae
Product: serine beta-lactamase-like protein LACTB, mitochondrial
Biological process (GO): regulation of lipid metabolic process; proteolysis
Cellular component (GO): mitochondrion
Molecular function (GO): peptidase activity
Source: RefSeq, a predicted model, not a curated record